GGCAAAGCUGCCUUAAAUCGAUGGUGUUGGUUCUUCCCUUCCGGCGAAGCGGCGGAGGCAGGUUGCCGGGAGGAUUAGGAUCCAAGGGAGCGGGAAGGAGGACUCGGCGUUGGGAUUAAUCUCUUACUGUGUGGAGCUCGGCAUCUACAGAACGGAGAUCUUCCAACGGCGCUAAGGCGGGCGUGACCACUGAACGGAGGAAUUGUAUUCGGCAGCAGAGCUGAAUUUUUCACUUGCUGCCCUUCCCGGACAGCAAUGGAAACUGCCUCAGAUUCUUCUGUUGAACAACCAGCCUCUGACAAUGAUUCUGACACAGAGAGCAGAAUAGAUCCAGAUACCCAGGCCCUGGAGUAUGUUGAGCGUGUUCUUGGAACUUCAAGUCAAUCCAGGCAAGCAAUCCAGUGUCUACCUCCAGAGUCUCCCUCAAUAGAUGGUAGAGUCCGAACAUCAGACCUCAGAUCACCUCUAGAAUUGAAAAAAUCUGUUGCUGAAGAAAUUGCUUCCGGGCUGUUGUCUCUUCCUCUAGAGUUGAUUUUAGAAAUCUGUUCUUACCUGCAAGCCAGGUUUGUUUUGCACGUCCUUCCUUUAGUCUGCAAGACUCUGAGGGACAUUGUACAAGAUGAAGUCACUUGGAGAAUUCGACUUUUAAAAAGAAUUGGCAAUUGCUAUCCAGUUGUAGAAGCAGGUAAUGAUUUUAACUGGCCAACAGCUUGCAUUGAACUAGAGGAACACCUCCAACAAUGGGCAGAGAGUGGCAAAAACGCAGAGUAUUUUUCCCUUACUGAAGGGCACUUUGCUUCUGUUGAUUCUGUACUGCUCCUUCAGGGUGGGGAGCUGUGUAUUUCUGGCUCUCGAGACCGAAAUGUCAAUUUGUGGGAUCUAAGGCAGCUGGGCAAAGCACCAGAAAAAGUUCUAGUGAAAGUGCUGGGGACAGAGCGCAGUGGAACACACAAGGGGUGGGUUUGGUCCCUGGCUUCACGUUAUAACCAUGUAUGUUCAGGCUCCUGGGACAGCACAGUGAAGUUAUGGGAUAUGGCCGCUGAUGGAAAACAGUUUGGAGAAAUCAGUGAGAAAGCAGCUGUAUUGUGCCUUUCUUAUUUGCCUGACAUUUUGGCCAUAGGAACUUACGGCAAGAAAGUGUCAGUCUAUGAUCCACGAGCUGCUUAUGCCCCAGUGAUGAGCCGCAGGCUUCACUCCAAUGCAGUCCUAUCCCUUGUAGCUGAUGAACACUUCAUUAUCUCUGGCAGUGAGGAUCGAACGCUGGUAUGUUUUGACAGGCGGACCAAUAGUGUGCUUCAAAGGCUUCAGCUGGACACAUACUUAUUUUCCAUGUCGUACCAGGGUUCUCAACUAUGGGCUGGAGACAAUCGUGGAAUGUUGUAUGUCUUUGAGAACAAUGGAGGGCGUUUCAAGCACAUUCGGUAUUUUGAUGUCGGUCAUCGCUCUCAGAUCACUGGAGUCCAACACUCAUUGGGUGCACUGUAUACAACUUCCACUGACAAGACGUUCCGUAUACAUAUUCCUACAGAUCCACCAAAGGUCAUCUGCUCACAGACCCAUAGCUCUGUGCUAAAUGGGAUCACUGUUGAAGGAAAUAUGGCAGUAGCUGCCUCAGGUGGUUUGUCCUUGGAGGUUUGGAAACUCAGUGUUUGAUGACAAGUCACGGUGAUCCAUGCUCAGAAGUUCAGGAUCAUCAAGUACAGUGUAUUGGACAAUUAUUUCCUCAUAGGUUCCAGGGUCCUGAUGUCUGCUGAAUUGUUGUUGUUGUUUUUAAUAUGUUCUUUGGGGUUGAAUAGUCAAAUGUUGAAGCCUCAGCUUUGCUUCUCCCAGUAGGGAUAACACAGAGGUUUGUAUGGAGGCCAUCUGAUUCACAGUUGAACCUUAACCUUAACCUAACCCUUUCUUGCUGGCCAUUUCUCUCAUUUCACCUUGUAUGGCUGAAACAAGGUGAAAGGCGUGUACUCUUUCCAUCAUCUAGCUAGCCCCUUCGAGGUCUGCCCCACUCAACAUAUAGGAGCAGUGUCUUCUCUUUGGCUUGAUGGCUAAGAACUCAUUGGCUUACCAGGUAAAUAAGCAUAGGACUAAGCAUGAAAGGGUAAAUUAUGGGCAGAGGAGAGAGUGAUGGUUAGAGGGACUACCCAGCUAACUUGGCCUGAUGAAUGUUUACAUUUAAUUCAAAAUAUUCAGCCAUAAUGGCAGAUCAAGAGUUAUGUUGCCUUUUUCUCCCUUGUGGUAAGCAAAGUAUGUCUUAAAGCAUGUUUUUUUUUAAGGGAUUUGGUUUAGAAUUAAGAAAUGGAACCCACUAAGUAAGAUUAUAUAGCAAAUUUUGACUGUACAACCAUUUUUUCAAUUUUGUCAUUAUUAAAUUAUAACAAAAACAAGUUUUGAACAAGAUGAACUGUUUCUUCAAUGACAUAUGGCAAGCUUCACAUAUUGUGCUCAGCCAUAUGGUUUGGUUGGUUUUGUUUUAAUAUUAUGUAUGAACCAUAUCACAGUAUUUUAUAAAGCAUGGUUUGUAGUCCCGCAUUAUUGAAUUUGCUUUGAGGCUUAUUCAGUAAAUCAUGAUUACUAAAGUAAACCAUGGGUUAGCAUAAUGUGAAAAUCCAGAAUAUAGAUGGGCGCAACACAAAAUGACAAUUGUUGUAUUUUCAUUUAUGUUAUAUUUAUUUGUCAGUCCUUUGUCAUUUUAUAAUCAAGAAUCUAAGGACUGAUUAAAUUUGAGUGCAUUUGGAUAUAUGUACAUAAACUUGCUUUUGAAUUAUCCAACAAAGGCAAAUUGAUAAGUUAAAAUCCUUCCCUCUUAUUCUUGUUAUCUCUGAGAAUUAGAAAUGUUACUAACUCUGAGCUGGACAGUAUCAUUCUUUUCCUUCUAUGUAAUAGGGUUAUUAUAAAUACUCUAGAAUGAAUAGCAGGAAUAAUUGGAGUAACAAAUAUAAAAUACAAAACAAUAAUAUAUAAUUCCAUAAUAAAACAUUUUGACUUCUUAUGAGCAUCUUAGACACAUCAGUUUCUACUUUUUUCAUCAAAAUUCAGUAAUUUCAGUACUUAAUUUCCAGUUUGUUGAUUUUUUGAAGCAGGAGUUGAUAUUAGAAUGUAUAGUCAGAAAACAAUUCAAAAGGCUUAUUCCUUCAGUAAUAUAUGAUCUGUAUUAUUUAUAAGGCUGAAGCUGGAGUUAUUAUUGAGUGAGCAGAUUGAAAAGCACACUAUAUGGAUCUCACCUUCCACAAGAACCACCUGGAAUUGGUGUGGUAAUAAUAAAUAUCCCCCUCUCCUCAUAUACACAAUAUCAGUUUGGAGUCAGGCAACACAAAAAAUGAACCAAAUA
Molecule: messenger RNA, 3325 nt
Organism: Protobothrops mucrosquamatus (brown spotted pit viper)
Lineage: Eukaryota; Metazoa; Chordata; Lepidosauria; Squamata; Viperidae
Gene: FBXW9
Product: F-box and WD repeat domain containing 9
Exons: 11
Coding region: 256-1653 (465 amino acids)
Cellular component (GO): preribosome, large subunit precursor
Molecular function (GO): protein binding
Source: RefSeq, a predicted model, not a curated record